Messenger RNA from Cladocopium goreaui, 870 nucleotides. The record is from the annotation of a GenBank genome assembly. NCBI's taxonomy places the organism in Eukaryota, Dinophyceae, Suessiales, Symbiodiniaceae.
AUGGCCCUUCGCAGCGUGUCUUUGUUGCUUUUGGUGGUGGUUGGCCUCGCUCAUGAGACAGCACCAUCAAAGCCUGAUGCGACUGCUGCAGUUGGGCCAGCAAACGAGACUAGUUCCACAUGGAGCAACUUCGUAUAUUGCAAGUGCGGACUCACAUGCGUGAAGCAGAUGGGAUCUUGGUACAUCUUCGACCUUGGCCAGUCCUGUGCUUGCCAAGCUUGUCCUGAAGAACCUGCAGAUGCCACAGGACACUUGCGAGGAAGCCAGGAGACUGCGCCAAAGGAGAUUCCAAGCCAGGAGAACCACGAGACAGAGCCCAAGCCAGCGGAAAAGCCUGACGCUGCCGAGCACACCAAGGACACUGAGGGCACCGAGACAAAGUUGAGUCUCAAGAGUCUGAAGAUCGCCCCAUCCACAGAGAAUGAGGACAAGUGGGAAGGUGCCAGUGUGAGCGGUAGCAACAUGCUCUACUGCAAAUGCGGCAAGAAGUGCGCAUAUGGUCGGCAGUUGGGUCUCUACACUUACUACUGCUUCCGCUACGGCUGCAAUGUGAAGCAGAUGGGAUCUUGGUACAUCUUCGACCUUGGCCAGUCCUGUGCUUGCCAAGCUUGUCCUGAAGAACCUGCAGAUGCCACAGGACACUUGCGAGGAAGCCAGGAGACUGCGCCAAAGGAGAUUCCAAGCCAGGAGAACCACGAGACAGAGCCCAAGCCAGCGGAAAAGCCUGACGCUGCCGAGCACACCAAGGACACUGAGGGCACCGAGACAAAGUUGAGUCUCAAGAGUCUGAAGAUCGCCCCAUCCACAGAGAAUGAGGACAAGUGGGAAGGUGCCAGUGUGAGCGGUAGCAACAUGCUCUACUGCACCUAG